Molecule: messenger RNA, 3491 nt
Organism: Botrytis byssoidea
Lineage: Eukaryota; Fungi; Ascomycota; Leotiomycetes; Helotiales; Sclerotiniaceae
Exons: 3
Coding region: 291-2435 (714 amino acids)
Source: RefSeq, a predicted model, not a curated record
UUCUCUUCUUCUCUUCUUCUCUUCUUCUCUUCUUCUCUUCUUCUCUUCUUCUCUUCUUCUCUUCUUCUCUUCUUCUCUUCUUUCCCCUCUCUGCUCUCGUCUUGAACUCCUCCACUUGACCUCUUCUCCCUCUUCAUUAACAUGUUUACUAUUAUUAAAUAUUUUAAUUCAUCCGUAUCAUCAAUUCGUUCACUUCAUUCAAUUGUUUUCUUCAUCGGGCAUUGAUAAUUUGUUAUCGCAUAUCGAUACGCUAUCAUAGCUACCCAAAUUAUCUAGAUUCCUCCUUGGAGAUGGCUACAAAAUACAAAAUACCAACAGUGGAAUCAAUCAUCGAAGAUCCCGAAGAUGAAUCAAGGGACGAUGUAAGGGGUACUGAAAGAGAAUUCCAGAGCAGCAUAACUCGUCGUCAACAUCGAUCAAUUCACGAUUCCACAAUGUUUUCUUCACCCACAAAAGCAAAUACGAGUAGGGAAAGAGAUAGAUCAAGAAGGUUGCAUAAAUCUACUUCCAGUGGCAACAGACAUUCUGCAUCAAAACCAAAACCUAAGCAUACAAAUGCGAAGCGCGCAAGUGGAUCAUCUUCAAAAGGAAAUGAAAUGGAGGGGCAACGUCUUCGCCAAAGGCCCGUACAACGGAACCGAGAUUCAAGUUCAUCAUCGUCGUCAUCGUCAAGCUCUUCGGAUGAAAAUGAGAAUAUCCCUAAUCACAAAUCGGUCCUUGCUGCUUCAAGAGCAAAAUUAACAUCACCAUCUAUGAUAUCCAAUCUAACAUCUGUGACUACAUCAACCAAUAAAUCUAGUAGCUCAAGUGGAAGUAACUCAACCGUAACUCAAGCUUCUAUUACAAAAGGUUUAUCCCUAGGAAAAGAAGCUCAGGCUAAAGAAGAGUCUUUCUCGCCAGCUGUACCAUCUCCUCCGAAUGUGUUCGCCUAUUUACAACAGGACUCCGAUGAAGAAGAUGAAGAAGUUGGGGAGGUCAAGGAAGAUGAAGCAGAGGGCAAAAAGGCGGAGACACAAGAAGAUACCUCUAAAUGGUUGAUUGACCAUGGCGAUAAAAGUUUCACCCCAGUAUCACGUCCACAUACUCCAGAGGAACAUCCAAGUGGUCCUUCAUCCGUCUCAAGUAGUCUUCACAGUGAUGAUUUCUCAGCACCAGAAGCCGAUAUCGACACAGAUAGGAGUACAUCACCAGAAAGAAGUGUGAAUGGUCGAGAAAAUCUACGAGUCACCACGAAUUCAAAAGAUGCCUCAGUCAAAUUAGCGUCUCAAAUGGCAGCUGCCAAUCAACGACAAAAUUAUUACGGAGCAGCUCCAUCAUUUGGAACACCAAAAACCCAUCAUCGCACAGACAGCAACCCACUCUCUCCCGCUGAUCUGGAGACACCUCGCAAUCCACAUCCACCCAAGCAUACACUCCAAUCUCAGAUUGAUCCGACUAUCACAGGCUAUGAACUCCUCGCUUCUCGCUUAUCAGCAUCUUCCCAUUCCGGUUCCGGCUCUGAUACAGUAGUGGAAGAUCGUAUCAAGCCCAUGUAUCGAAAAUUCGAAGCACUCAAUCAUCGUCUUCUCCUUCAUCUUCAAGAUGAAAUAAGCGAACUGGAAGAACAAUUGCAAAGAUUGGAUAAAGCCGAUACUGAAUCUAGAAGGUUACGACAUACUGGUAAUGGAAAUUUCGGGGUGGAUGUGAUUCCUGCAUCGAGAAGAGCAAGUGAACAAAUGGGUGGUGAUUUACAGUGGCACAAAAUGGAUGUUCUGGGGAGGAUCGGUUACAAAUUGGCUCAAUACAAUCAAACUCUAACCUCGUUCCACUCUCUUCAAUCACUUCCUCCCGCUACUCAACCGGAUAUUAGCCAUUAUCGAGAAUACCUUCAAACCGUCCGUCCCAUAACCGAAGUGGAAACUAGAUUCUUAGAUCCAAAAGUUGAGGAUGAUUUAGUUUCAGUUGCUUCUGCUUCUUCUGGUUUCAGAAGUCAAGGUCGUCAUCGAAAUGGAGAUCAAUUCAUUCGUCAUAAACGUUCAUUACCAUCAUCAAUAUCAGAUAGUAGUGAUGAUGAUCGUCCAAUUGAGAGAACACCCACCAGUAGCGCUGUCGACUCACCUCUUCAUCCACCACCUCAUUUAACGCAUGAUCAUCUUGGAGUGGGAAAUGCAAUAUCUCAUGCAGAAGAUUUCCCCACUUUGGCAUGUGCAAUAGCUCUCAGUAUCUUCAUACCGAUCCUGACUUUCGCAACCAUCCCAACAUUCCUAGGCAGAAUGACGGUGGUUUGCUUGGUCGGAUCGGGUAUUGUAGGAGCACUUGUACAAAGUGGAUUUAUUGGCCUAAAUGAUGUGAUUGAAAGUAUUAAGGGUUUGAAAGGUUCACAAAGACGAGAGGGAUUGGUUUGCGUGGGGGUUUACUUGGGGUGUAUGGGGGUGCUUGCAGGGGUUGUUGGGUAAUAAAUCCUUUUGUGUAUGUUCUGGAAGGCAUCAGGCCGUUGUGAUGCUAUACUGGAUCUCUUCUCGGUUAUUUUUCGCAUUCGAAUCUUUCGAUUUGCAUAACUACCUCUGGCCAACAAUUCUGCACGGGAAGAUAAGAGCUCUCCAUAGAUUGAGUUAUGAUGUGUCGAGGAAGUUUUAUUCGGUCAAGAUGUUUUUUCUGGAUUUCCUAUCGACUUUGCUUGGUCUAGUUUUGUUCAGUUCACUCGGUUCGCUUGGUUUGACCGGAUUUCACGUCUACAUGAUACCCUUUCUUCUACUUUAUCUCGGCCGGUUUUGGGAAUUGACGAUUUGGCGCUAUGGCUUUGAUUUAGUCACUCGGUUUCUCAGGUUUUCGGAUUUGUUCAUCUCUUUUCAUCUCUUCCCUUUUCAUCUCUUAUUUCUUCUCUCGUUUCUUUUGAAAUAGAAUUUCUUUAUUCGAUUAGCCUUUUUCAAGGAUCGAUAUAGGGAAUCCUAUUACGCAAUCAAUGAAAGAUUGUACUAUGCUAUGCUAGGGUAUCAGAAUACGUACGAUAGGGAGAUACUUAUGGUUGCGAUUACGGUUGUGUUUGUGGCUGUAAUGGAGUUCUUGUAUUGUAUUCUAUGGUGUAUUCAUAUGUAUGCGUUUUUUGAUGGAUGGGGUUUCUGGAGGUGGAAUCUUUGUGGGGAAUUUGUUCAAGGGAUUUGUAUGAUGGAUGGAUAUGAACAUGAAUAGGAGGAGGAGGAGGAGUAUGAGUAUGAGUAUGAGUAUGAAUAUGAAGAAGAGGAGGAGGAGUAUUAGUAUAAGUAUUAUGUAUUUGGAAUUUUGACAAUGGGCAUUAGGGAAUUGGGAAAUGUGGACUUGAGAUUUGAGAUUUUGAUUUUGGAUUGGAGAUUGGAAAUUGGAAAUUUAGGAUCUCAGAUUGGAAAUAAGGAUUGGAAAUUUCUUGUAUAUGUAUGCAUAUCUAUAUGUGUUUAUGUAUACCUAUCUACAUAAGAUUCUACAAUGACUUUUGGAAAGAGAUGAUAUAGAAUGAAAAUGAAAAUGAAAAUGAAAAU